UAUUAACAGCUUUCCUCGCCGCUUCUUUUCUCCUCCGCCUUCUUCCCUCCGACACAUCUUGCAAAGUUCUAAAAAGCAUCACGGAGUACGCUUGCUUCCUCUGCAUUUCUCAGUUGGAGCUUGUCUGUGUUUCCCAGUUUCCGUCUUUUUUCCUUUUCCAGUAUUUCCUUAUCCUCCUUUUUUUAUCCAACGCCUCGCUUUCUAGUUCACGGGCCAUCCUCCUCCGCCUCCCCCAACAAGCUCACGCGGCCGUCUUCCAACCUUAAAGUUUUAUCUUUUUAGCUUUGUGGAUUCUCGAGAGUUUGCUUCUGUCUUGUCUACAAAAAACUCGACCGUCUUUCUUGGAUUCUACAAUCUACGUCUCGACAUCCUUGACUCGCCUUCGCCCCACGAGCUCCAAACCCCUCGCAUACCAACUUCUUUAGCAUCUUGCAUCUUGCAUCUCGCCCACAUUCUUCGAUCCUCUCUUCGACAUAAUACCCUCCCCCGAUCAAAUACAUAAUCAUGGCCGACGCAGAGACCACCAACGCCAAUGCCGGCGCCAGCAACGGCGCUGCCCAGCCGCACAUGCCCCCUCCUCUGCAUAUCCCCCAAAACAACAAUCCCAUCCCGACCUCGGUCACUUCACCGACCGAUGGCAGGGAGCCUAUUGAUAUGGACAGCUUGAUGUCCCCCACCACUGCUGCCCUCCGACGUGCUGCCCCUGAGCCUAACAAGAGAGCGCUCUACGUCGGUGGUCUUGACCAGCGUGUCACCGAGGACGUCCUGCGCCAGAUCUUUGAAACCACUGGCCACGUCCAAAAUGUCAAGAUUAUUCCCGACAAGAACGCCAAGGGCUUCAACUAUGGCUUUGUCGAGUACGACGACCCCGGAGCUGCUGACCGUGCCAUGCAAACCCUCAACGGCCGCCGAGUUCACCAAUCCGAAAUCCGUGUCAACUGGGCUUACCAGGCCAACACUGCUGGCAAAGAAGAUACUACUAGUCACUUCCACAUCUUUGUUGGUGAUUUGUCCAACGAGGUCAACGACGAGAUCCUUACCCAGGCCUUCUCUGCUUUUGGCUCCGUUUCUGAGGCCCGCGUCAUGUGGGACAUGAAGACCGGCCGCUCUCGCGGCUACGGCUUCGUUGCUUUCCGCGACCGCCCCGAUGCUGAGAAGGCCCUCAGCUCCAUGGACGGUGAGUGGCUCGGAUCUCGAGCCAUUCGCUGCAACUGGGCCAACCAAAAGGGUCAGCCAUCGAUUGCCCAGCAGCAGGCCAUGCAGGCCAUGGGUCUGACUCCCACUACGCCUUUCGGUCACCACCAGUUCCCCACGCAUGGCGUCGGUAGCUACGACGUCAUCCUGGCCCAGACUCCGGCGUGGCAGACGACCGUCUAUGUCGGCAACCUAACCCCAUACACUACACCCAACGAUGUCGUUCCUCUGUUCCAAAACUUUGGCUUUGUCGUCGAGUCUCGCUUCCAGGCUGACCGCGGCUUCGCCUUUAUUAAGAUGGAUACACACGAGAAUGCUUCCAUGGCCAUUUGCCAGAUGAACGGAUACAACGUCAACGGCCGCCCCCUCAAGUGCAGCUGGGGCAAGGACAAGACGCCUACCGGACCUGGAUUCGAGCCAUACAGCCCUCAAAGCGCCCCUGCUGGCGGCUUCCCCGGCUCCCCUACCUACUACCCUCAGUAUGGUGAUGCCGCUUUCGCUGGCCAGACUGCCUCUCCCGGCGCAUUCAACGGAUAUAACGCCCCCCAGAGCGCCGGUGGUUACGGACGCGGCCAGCCUGGUAACGGCGGACAGUGGGCUCAGGCUCCUGCUGGCCAGAACUUCAACAACGGCUUUGGUGGCUACCAGUCCUAGAAAGAGAGCGCUGGACAGUUGGAGAAGAAGAAAAAUGGUUGUGGUGGACGGUGGAGAAAGCAUGAGCGAGGGAUUGGGAAGUUAAAAGCAGCGUAAGAGGCCGCUGUGACCAGUGAGACCUUUGUUUUCUUUCUAUUUUCCUUGCUGUAUCUUUCUUCUUCUUUUCUUUUUGUUGUCUCUUUUUUGUUUGUUUCAUACGAGAUAUCCCCGUGUGCUAAGCGGUGUCGAUUCCAAGAAUUGCACCACGGCAGAGCGAUGAGCAUUCGUUUCAUUUCUCUGUCUUAUUUUCUUUCUUCUAUUCUCUUUUCUUCUUUUUUUCCCAUCAACGUCAUGGUUUUUGAGCGUAUCUUUUCUUCUUUCUUAAAAACCUUUUCCUUGUUUCCUUUCUGUCUGUCUAUGGUGCAUACGGAUGGGAAGCGGUGCUCUUUCCUUUUCUUGAUGACUGUUUACUCGGUGCGCUACGGCGUAUCCAGCGGAGGCUCUUCUGUUGUAUUCUUUUCUUGGGCUGCGUACAGAACUUUGGGGGAAUUAAAAGUUGGGAUUUUAAGGAAUUAUUUUGGUAGAUUGUUUGACUGAAGCGUAACGUCAGUGAGUUAGCAGGUUGUCUUUAGAAUGGUGACGACAAGGCGAUUGCCAAUGAAAGCGGACGACUACACUUUGAUAUUCGUUUAUGAUAUCUUUAUAUGAGACGUAUAAUCGUGAGCUUCAUUUGCAUAUUUAAUUAUGAUUUCCCUGCUGUAGGUAUGAUCUCGUCGCGUGUUUCAAACUGUGUAUAUGACACGUUGCGUCGAAGCGAAUGAUAAACACUCACUGACGUGAUCGUGGUCAUAUGUUCUAAAAGAAAAUAUCUAUAAAAUUAUACAAGAAAGUUCAGAUGGUAUAGAACCAUAUUUUACACCUUGUCCGCUUGGCAAGUUCUGAAGUCUAUGUCAUUCAUCCCCUUUAUGCAUUGUACAUGCAUGCGUAACAGAUACCCGCCCCAGCGCUGUCUCGUCAGCAGCCCCAUCACAGCGGUCGCCCACUUUGGGUCGAGAAAGUCGAGGUAAAGAAGAAUAAGAACAAAAACCACAUGUAUGGAAAAAUACCGCAGCAAUUACAUCUCCCGCUGUUGUUAUUUUCAGUUCCUCCCUUUUAUUAGCCAAUCAUUUCAGGCGCAUCUAUCUAUCU
[Torrubiella] hemipterigena is the source of this 3015-nucleotide messenger RNA. The record is from the annotation of a GenBank genome assembly. NCBI's taxonomy places the organism in Eukaryota, Fungi, Ascomycota, Sordariomycetes, Hypocreales, Clavicipitaceae.